AUGCAACGGCUUGCUCGUUCCCUCUCUACGUCCAGUGCCCGGGCUGUAAAGAGCGUUAAUGUUCCUAUCAGAAAUCAAAGGAUCUCCGAGCUAGUUCCUCUUAUCAACGUCUCAAAUCUAGAGUAUGCCACUCAAGCCAAGUACCUGAGAACUGUCCACCAAGCCCUCCAAGACAAAGGGAUACUCCAAUUGCAUCUCGGCUUCGCCGACGAUGACAGCCAUUUUCUCCAGACCAUGAUCUCCAACCUCCAUAAACACCAUAACCACGGCCUCCCCAUUGCCCACAGCGCGGAGAGAGGCUGGUUCUGGGACGUCCGCCCCAGCCCGGAGAGCUUUCAGAGUCAUGGUCAUCAGGCCCGAUCAGAGACGAUGCAGGGGUUUGAGUGGCACACAGACUGCAGCUACGAAGACAGUCCACCACGGUACUUUGCCCUGCAGGUCCUGCAGCCUGAUCGAUGCGGUGGUGGAACGUUGUCGGUGUUGAAAGUAGAUCAUCUCCUGCGUUUUCUUUCCCCAUUUGCGCAGGAAGGGCUUUCAAGCCAUAAUUACCGGAUCACAGUGCCCCCAGAAUUUGUUAAGGAAGAUGGGCAGAAACAUAUCAGGGGUAAUAUGCUCGCGGUGUAUCCGGGUUACAGUCAAUUGCGUUUCCGAGACGAUAUCACGGAUCCCCUGACAGAAAAUGCAGCCAAGGCAUUAGAGGAGCUGAAAAUAGUUCUUUCUGGUGAGAAUGCAGAGGAGCAGGCUCUCCACCUGACGCCACAGGGACUUCCACGGGGGUCGAUCAUCAUUAUGGACAACAGACGAUGGCUGCAUGCCAGGAAUGAAGUGAGAGAUCUUCGUCGGCACUUGCGACGUGUGCGAUGGGAUGCGACGCCAUUCGGCCCGGCUGGUUUGUCAAGUGCAUGA
Aspergillus ruber CBS 135680 is the source of this 906-nucleotide messenger RNA. Its product is annotated as Clavaminate synthase-like protein. The coding region runs from base 1 to 906 and encodes 301 amino acids. The record is from RefSeq and is a predicted model, not a curated record. NCBI's taxonomy places the organism in Eukaryota, Fungi, Ascomycota, Eurotiomycetes, Eurotiales, Aspergillaceae. Gene Ontology annotation, molecular function: oxidoreductase activity. The transcript is spliced from 2 exons.